Molecule: messenger RNA, 2028 nt
Organism: Ostreobium quekettii
Lineage: Eukaryota; Viridiplantae; Chlorophyta; Ulvophyceae; Bryopsidales; Ostreobiaceae
Source: the annotation of a GenBank genome assembly
AUGGACUGGAGGCUGGCAACGUGGGCGUGGGCGCUUCUGGCGGCCGCGAUGGUGGCUGGAGUUCUAGGGGACCCCUUGGACGAUCGGAUAAUCGCGAGCGAGGGCAUCGUGCGCACGCUGGCGGACGCCGCCACGGCGCUGUACGCCGACCGCCAGGCCGUGGUGCCGGACUGCGAGUGCUCCGUGCAUGCCUGCAGCAACCAGUUCAGGGCCAGCCUGACCUGCACGUCGGUGCUGGGCCUGAACGCCGCAUGCGAGGAGUCGUGCAGCGUGGAAGGGAAGCUGCUCGACAUGGAGCGCUCUUUGAUUCGCACGCCGCCUGGCACGGAUCCAGACGACCUUAGUUCGGAGCUCAUCGAGUCUAUCUGCACAUUCCACUCGUUAGAUUCCACGUUUGUGGAAAAGGGCCCUGAAGGGAAGUUCACGUGGUCAUACAUUGGCACGGCGACUGGGAUCAUGAGAAUAUGGCCCGGACAACCACGGACACGCGGUCUUGAGGAGGGAAGCUUCGAUGAAACGCUUGGGAAUUGCAGGACGUACGACCCGCGCAUACGUCCGUGGUUCAUCGCCGCGAGCAGUGGCCCCAAAGAUGUCGUUAUCGUCGUGGACACAUCAGGCAGCAUGAUGCUGAACCUAGGCAGGGAGGGCAAGACGCGCUGGGAGGUCACGGAAGACGCCGUGUCGCGGCUGCUGGGCACCUUCGGCAUCGCCGACUUUGUGGGGGUCGUCACCUUCAACUCGGAUGCCGCCGCGCUGGGCAACGCCACCACGCUGCAGCGGUCGGACUCCGAGACCAUCGGCGUGUUCAGGGAGGAGCUCGGGGCCGUUGAGCCCACUGGCGGCACCGACUUCAGGACGGGGCUGGACGUGGCGUUCGACAUGCUCAUCGAGUCGGCCAAAAUUGGCGCCCUGUCGGACAUCGCGCCCACGUCUUUCUGCAACAAGAUCAUUCUGUUUCUCACCGACGGGGAAGACUGCACGCUCAACAGCCGACAGCCGUGCAAGUCCGACAUCGCGCGUGGCAGCCAGCAGAGCGGCAGCGGACCAGACGUGGUCCUCAAUAGGAUAGAGGAAAGGCAGGCAGAGCUCGUGGCCCAGGGCAGCGCUAGGGCCAACAUUUUCACAUUCUCCAUGACGACAGAUGCUGACGACAGGCUCCCGAAGAUGAUUUCUUGCGAGAAUGAUGGCUCGUGGGAGGCCAUUGGGGAGGGAGACGACCCACUCUCCAAGUUCCUGGACUACACCAGGUUCCUGGCGUGGGGUCGGCGCGGCCUGGACGUCAUCUGGAGCAACUUUUACGUCGACGACGGCGGCCUGGGGGACAUGACCACGGCCGCCAUGCCGGUGUACUCCCCGAACACCGCAGAGGGCGUUCCCGGGCUGCUUGUUGCCGUUGUGGGGAAGGACGUGCUUGUCUCGCAGCUGGAACAGGACGACGAAAACUUCCAGGACGUUUUCGACAGGAUCAUCAAGAGGACGUCGACUUGCCGCGUCAGCGAGCUGAAGCCGUGCCAGCUUCAGGUGCUGCGCGGCGAGGCCGCUGAGUGCCCCGAGAGGUUCGACGAAAAGACCUGCUACUUCCUGGCAGAUCAGAAGAAGUUCUACAUAAACGAGACGACGUCGAAGCUCAAUUUCGAGGAGGCGCAAGAGAAGUGCAUCGAGCUGGGAGGCCACCUCGCGGAGAUCCACCAUGAGGCGGAGCACCGGUUUCUGUCGGGAUUGACCACACGCGACGGUUCAUGGAUAGGGCUCCGCCUAGAUACGUCGACAUUCACUUACGUGUGGAGGUGGCUGCAGUCCGGCAGCGAAGUGAAGGCUCCCUUCAAGGCCUUCGGCAACGAGGAGGUCAACAUAACUGACGACAGCGUGAAGGCCGAGAGGCUGUGGGCGGCUCGCGUGAAAGAGGAACAGGACUGCGGGGCCAUCGACAGGCGCGGGCUGGACCGCAACGUUGUGGACGUGGACUGCGACCGCGAGAUGGCGUACAUCUGCGAAUUCGAGGAGGAAAAUGCUCCUCCGGAGUGUUUG